UUAAAAAAUGAAAAGAGUUCAUUUUACUUUAUAAAAAAACUCUAUAUAAAGGAUAUUACAGUGUGAUACAGUGAUAAAUAUAUAUAUAUAUAUAUAUUUAAAAAGAGAGAUGACAGAUAUAUUGAACGAAAUCCAAACUGCGGAAUUCAGAGAAGCAUUCAAUGAAUUCGAUAAGGAUGGAAGUGGAAGUAUAUCUACUAAAGAAUUGGUUGGAGUAAUGAGAAGUAUAGGACAGAAUCCUACAGAGGAUGAAAUUCUUGCUUUGGUUUUAGAGGCAGAUACGAACGGAGACGGAACUAUAGAUUUCGAGGAAUUCCUUGAAAUGAUGAAAAAACAGAGUUCAGAAACUGAUCAGCUAGAGGAUCUCCGACAUGCAUUCCAGAUCUUCGACAGAGACAAGGACGGAUUCAUUUCAUUGGUUGAACUCCGAAGGAUCACAACAACCCUAGGACAGGUACAGCUGGACAAUUUGGAAGUAGAGGAAAACAGGUUUUAUCCAGAUCUUUUGUAAGAACAGAGAAGCGUGUAUUUCAUCAAGUGUAACUCCGCUG
Molecule: messenger RNA, 551 nt
Organism: Eurytemora carolleeae
Lineage: Eukaryota; Metazoa; Arthropoda; Copepoda; Calanoida; Temoridae
Product: calmodulin
Exons: 4
Coding region: 110-511 (133 amino acids)
Molecular function (GO): calcium ion binding; enzyme regulator activity
Source: RefSeq, a predicted model, not a curated record